AUGGAACUUAAAAAUGAUUACAGUUACAUAAUAUACAGAAAAAAUGAUGUUACUUAUAUUAACAAAAAACACUUUUAUUGGGACCGGAUCCAAGGACACAAUUCAAUGAUAGUUAAAUUAUAUUUAGUUAACCUUAAGUUAUAUUACCUUGUUAUUUGGACAUCCAAACAAUAUGGUCAAACAAUAAUUACUGAAGUAGAAAAGGAUCCUGACUGGUUUGUUAAUCUCGAGAUAUUAGAAAAAUGUUUUAUUAAGAAGUACAUACCCUUUGUUAUUGAAGAAUACAUAGCCAUAUCAUAA
Cinara cedri is the source of this 300-nucleotide messenger RNA. The record is from the annotation of a GenBank genome assembly. Lineage: Eukaryota; Metazoa; Arthropoda; Insecta; Hemiptera; Aphididae.